GCCCUAGCGAUGGAGUGUCCCAGGAGACGGCGGGCAUGACGGCGACAGGAUGGGCGCGAACAAUGGCAAGCAGUAUGGCAGUGAGGGCAAAGGCAGCUCCAGCAUCUCAUCUGACGUGAGCUCAAGUACAGAUCACACACCCACCAAAGCCCAGAAGAAUGUGGCUACCAGUGAAGACUCCGACCUGAGCAUGCGCACAUUGAGCACGCCCAGCCCAGCCCUGAUAUGUCCGCCGAAUCUGCCCGGAUUUCAGAAUGGAAGGGGCUCGUCCACCUCCUCGUCCUCCAUCACUGGGGAGACGGUGGCCAUGGUCCACUCCCCGCCCCCAACCCGCCUCACCCACCCGCUCAUCCGGCUCGCCUCGCGGCCGCAGAAGGACCAAGCCAGCAUAGACCGGCUUCCGGACCACUCCAUGGUUCACGUCUUCUCCUUCCUGCCCACCAACCAGCUGUGCCGCUGUGCCCGCGUGUGCCGUCGCUGGUACAACCUGGCCUGGGACCCCCGGCUCUGGAGGACUAUCCGCCUGACGGGCGAGACGAUCCACGUGGACCGCGCCCUCAAGGUGCUGACCCGCAGGCUCUGCCAGGACACCCCCAAUGUCUGUCUCAUGCUGGAAACGGUGACUGUCAGUGGCUGCAGGCGGCUCACAGACCGAGGGCUUUACACCAUCGCCCAGUGUUGCCCCGAACUGAGGCGACUGGAAGUCUCAGGCUGUUACAAUAUCUCCAACGAGGCUGUCUUUGACGUGGUGUCACUCUGCCCCAACCUGGAGCACCUGGAUGUAUCAGGAUGCUCCAAAGUGACCUGCAUCAGCCUGACCCGGGAGGCCUCCAUUAAACUGUCCCCCUUGCAUGGCAAACAGAUUUCCAUCCGCUACCUGGACAUGACGGACUGCUUCGUGCUGGAGGACGAGGGCCUGCACACCAUCGCCGCCCACUGCACGCAGCUCACGCACCUGUACCUGCGCCGCUGCGUGCGCCUCACGGACGAGGGCCUCCGCUACCUGAUGAUCUACUGCCCCUCCAUCAAGGAGCUGAGCGUCAGCGACUGCCGCUUCAUCAGCGACUUCGGCCUGCGGGAGAUCGCCAAGCUGGAGUGCCGCCUGCGGUACCUGAGCAUCGCACACUGCGGCCGAGUCACCGACGUGGGCAUCCGCUACAUCGCCAAGUACUGCGGCAAGUUGCGCUACCUCAACGCGAGGGGCUGCGAGGGCAUCACGGACCACGGCGUGGAGUACCUCGCCAAGAACUGCUCCAAACUCAAGUCCCUGGACAUCGGCAAAUGCCCUUUGGUCUCCGACACAGGCCUGGAGUGCCUGGCCCUGAACUGCUUCAACCUCAAGCGGCUCAGCCUCAAGUCCUGCGAGAGCGUCACGGGCCAGGGCUUGCAGAUCGUGGCCGCCAACUGCUUCGACCUGCGGACGCUGAACGUCCAGGACUGCGAGGUGUCGGUGGAGGCCCUGCGGUUCGUGAAGCGCCACUGCAAACGCUGCGUCAUUGAGCACACCAACCCUGCCUUCUUCUGAAGGGGCGGCUCUCGCCCGUCCUUGU
Molecule: messenger RNA, 1550 nt
Organism: Orycteropus afer afer
Lineage: Eukaryota; Metazoa; Chordata; Mammalia; Tubulidentata; Orycteropodidae
Gene: FBXL7
Product: F-box and leucine rich repeat protein 7
Biological process (GO): SCF-dependent proteasomal ubiquitin-dependent protein catabolic process
Cellular component (GO): SCF ubiquitin ligase complex
Molecular function (GO): protein binding
Source: RefSeq, a predicted model, not a curated record